Molecule: messenger RNA, 593 nt
Organism: Wyeomyia smithii (pitcher-plant mosquito)
Lineage: Eukaryota; Metazoa; Arthropoda; Insecta; Diptera; Culicidae
Product: adult cuticle protein 1-like
Exons: 2
Coding region: 92-481 (129 amino acids)
Source: RefSeq, a predicted model, not a curated record
CCAAGCAUCCUUCGGACAUCAGAAACUAAUUGCUUCUCCGAAGUAACUCAUCUCGGUUAGAAAUAUUCCCGCUGAAGAAAGGCUUGCAAUCAUGAAGUGCAUCGCAGCUGUAGUCAUGAUGGCUUUCGUCGCUGUCGCCCAAGGUGGACUGAUCUACAAUGCUCCGUGGAUUUAUACUCUACCGCAUACGACCGUCGUGCAGAGCAAUUCGAUCCCAAAACUGAUAACUCCAGCCUCCUUCGGUGGAUGGCCAUUUGCCCCGGCAGCACCGAGUCCCACUGCAUGGCCCUUCGCUGCGCCCUACUACUACCCCUACAGUAGUCCGUUCACAACCUACCAACCGGCGGCGCCGGCUUUGCUGCUACAGAAGGAAGCCCGCUAUCUGGCUGCCAAUCGGGGCGCCAUUCAUGAGGCUCCACUUCCCGGACAUGUGAUCUCCCAGCAGCAGCUUAAUCUGGAACCAGCUGCGGGAACUGUUUGAGCAUUGGGACUGACACGAAUAAUUUCUGAAUAUGAAAAUGGCAUGAUACGAAGACAAAACAGUUUGACAUUUGGUGAGCAAAAAGUGAAAAUAAAUGUGCUUCAUAAUUGAA